UCGUCUCAUCUUAGUUUCGCAGUGGGUAUCCUUUCUUUUCCCCUCAGAGAAAGAGGAUAAGUUUUGUUUGGCUGCCGAGAAAAUGGCUCAAACGCUUGCAAUGCCUGUAGCGCCCGCACUCUCCGUUAUCUGCAACGGACGUAACUACAAAUCUCUGUCCAUCUCUCUCCCACUUUCAAAGCAACCUCAGGUUCAGUUUCCAAGUUUAAGCAUUCGUUGUGCCCGUGUUGGAGGUGUAGAGAUUCCUAACAACAAGCGAAUUGAGUACUCACUCCAGUACAUUCAUGGAAUUGGACGCACCCGAGCUCGCCAAAUCCUUAAUGAUGUUAACAUGGAAAAUAAAAUCACCAAAGACUUUUCUGAGGAUGAACUCAUUGUCAUUCGUGAUGAAGUCUCCAAGUACAUGAUCGAAGGAGAUUUGAGGCGGUUCAAUGCACUAGCUAUUAGGAGAUUGAAGGAGAUUCAAUGCUACCGAGGAAUGAGACACAUUAUGGGAUUGCCUUGUAGAGGGCAGCGUACUAAGAACAAUUGCCGUACCCUGAAGGGUAAGAGAGUUGCUAUAGCUGGGAAAAAGAAAGCUCCCCGUUGAUUGAACAGUUUGUGCUACUUUAAUUAAUUGUAGAUUAUGAGUGUUGUAAUUGAAUUUGAAUUUCAAUGAUUUUUGGUACAAGUUUAGUUGAUUUUUAGUACAACUUUGGGUUAAUUGAAUAGUGUGAUAUAGAUUAUGUUUUACAUUGA
Molecule: messenger RNA, 738 nt
Organism: Mangifera indica (mango)
Lineage: Eukaryota; Viridiplantae; Streptophyta; Magnoliopsida; Sapindales; Anacardiaceae
Product: 30S ribosomal protein S13, chloroplastic
Exons: 3
Coding region: 83-589 (168 amino acids)
Biological process (GO): translation
Cellular component (GO): small ribosomal subunit; mitochondrion; ribosome
Molecular function (GO): structural constituent of ribosome; RNA binding
Source: RefSeq, a predicted model, not a curated record